ACUGUGCCGUCCAAAGUCCAGCAGGUGAGAGGCCCUGGGGCUCCUGGGUCCCUCCGCGGAGUCCGGGAGAGAUGGCCGGGUCUGGUGGCGGCCUCGGCGCCUGGGGGAGCCUGGUGCUGUUGGGCCUGUGUAGCUGGACGUGGACUGGAAGUGCCGCCCCCAAUGCAGUGAGAAACCUGACAGUGGUUGCUCAGACCAACAGCUCCAUCACGCUGACGUGGGAGGACCCCGAAGCCCCCGAGGACCCCAACACCCACAACUUCACCUACCGGGUCCACUGCACGGGCAACGAUGGCAGAAAUGUGACCCAGAACACGACAGCAGCCAGUGCCACUGUGGAUGGACUCACAGCGGGAACCUUGUACACGUGUCACGUGUGGGUGGAGCGGGAGGGGCUCAGCAGCCCCGUGGAGAUCGUCACUGCCGCCACAGCCCCCAAUGCAGUGAGAAACCUGAGAGUGGUUGCUCAGACCAACAGCUCCAUCACGCUGACAUGGGAGGACCCCGAAGCCCCCGAGGACCCCAACACCCACAACUUCACCUACCAGGUCCACUGCACUGGCAACGAUGGCAGAAAUGUGACCCAGAACACGACAGCAGCCAGUGCCACUGUGGAUGGACUCACAGCGGGAACCUUGUACACGUGUCAUGUGUGGGUGGAGCAGGAGGGGCUCAGCAGCCCCGUGGAGAUCGUCACUGCCGCCACAGCCCCCAAUGUAGUGAGAAACCUGAGAGUGGUUGCUCAGACCAACAGCUCCAUCACGCUGACGUGGGAGGACCCCGAAGCCCCCGAGGACCCCAACACCCACAACUUCACCUACCAGGUCCACUGCACUGGCAACGAUGGCAGAAAUGUGACCCAGAACACGACAGCAGCCAGUGCCACUGUGGAUGGACUCACAGCGGGAACCUUGUACACGUGUCACGUGUGGGUGGAGCAGGAGGGGCUCAGCAGCCCCAUGGAGAUCGUCACUGCCGCCACAGCCCCCAAUGCAGUGAGAAACCUGAGAGUGGUUGCUCAGACCAACAGCUCCAUCACGCUGACGUGGGAGGACCCCGAAGCCCCCGAGGACCCCAACACCCACAACUUCACUUACCAGGUCCACUGCACAGGCAACGAUGGCAGAAAUGUGACCCAGAACACGACAGCAGCCAGUGCCACUGUGGAUGGACUCACAGCGGGAACCUUGUACACGUGUCACGUGUGGGUGGAGCAGGAGGGGCUCAGCAGCCCCAUGGAGAUCGUCACUGCCGCCACAGCCCCCAAUGCAGUGAGAAACCUGAGAGUGGUUGCUCAGACCAACAGCUCCAUCACGCUGACGUGGGAGGACCCCGAAGCCCCCGAGGACCCCAACACCCACAACUUCACUUACCAGGUCCACUGCACUGGCAACGAUGGCAGAAAUGUGACCCAGAACACGACAGCAGCCAGUGCCACUGUGGUUGGACUCACAGCGGGAACCUCGUACACGUGUCACGUGUGGGUGGAGCAGGAGGGGCUCAGCAGCCCCGUGGAGAUCGUCACUGCCGCCACAGCCCCCAGUGAAGUCGUGGGUCUGCACAACGUGACUCAGACCAGCCGCUCAGUCACUCUGCGGUGGACAGCCCCCUCAGACCUUUACUCUGAGGGGUAUGUGUACAGGGUGCAGUGGAUCAAAGACAAACAGCCUCAGAGGAAGCAGGACCCUCGGGGAGAUGGAGCCAGUCAGACAGACAGGCUCUUGGACACGUGGUACAACGUGACGGACCUUGAGCCCGGCACCCUGUACGUCUUCAGCGUCUGGGCGGAGAUGAAUAAUGUGACCAGUUCCACACAGAGCCUCCGAGCGUCCACUGUGCCAGCCGCGGUUGCCAUCAACUCCUGUGUCAGCACCUCGGGGGGCUAUGCGGUCAUCCUGAACUGGUCCUGCCCCCAGGGGGGCUUCGACGCCUUCCAGGUACAGGUGGGCGGGAACAUAAUCAAGGAAAAAGCUAUCUGCAACAUCCCCCGGACUGUGGGGGAGCUCCAGCCUGCUCGGGCCUACAAAGCCACCGUCACUACUCUCCGGCAUGGGCUGAGCGCCUCAGCCGCCUCCACCACCUGCCACACCGAGAGCGGAGGGGUCAUUGCUGGGUCCAUCGUGGGCAUCCUUCUCUUCCUCGUCCUGGUGGGCCUGCUGGUUUUCUUCUUGAAAAACAGACAGAAGAAGAAGAGCCAGGAGAAGGCGGCGCCCAGGAACCUGACGUUCAGCUUCCCAGGGGACAUCCCGGCCCAAGAUUUCCCCGAGCACGUCAGGCGACAGGGCAAGGACAGCAACUACGGUUUCGCUGAGGAGUACCAGCAACUAGCUCUGGAGGGCCAAGGCCUGUCUCAGCUGGUGGCCUCCGCUCCCGAGAACGUCACCAAGAACCGCUACAGGAAUGUGCUGCCUUACGACUCGUCCCGGGUGCCCCUGAAACCCCUCCUCGGGGGACCAGGCUCUGACUACAUCAACGCCAGCUUCUUGCCUGGUUUGUGGGGUCCCAAGGAGUUCAUUGCAGCCCAGGGCCCCCUGCCGCACACCGUGGGUGACUUUUGGCGUCUGGUGUGGGAACAGCAGAGCCAAACCCUGGUCAUGCUCACCAACUGCGUGGAGUCUGGCCAGGUCAAGUGUGAGCACUACUGGCCCCUGGACGCUCAGCCCUGCACCCACGGGCAGCUGCGGGUCACCCUGCUGGCCGAGGAGGUGACAGAGAACUGGGCGGUGCGAGAUCUGCAGCUCCUCCAUGUGGAUGAGCAGAAAACACUCUCCACACGCCAAUUCCACUACCUGGCCUGGCCGGACCAUGGCGUCCCCCACUCUCCAGACCCCCUGCUGGCCUUCUGGAAGAUUCUCCGGCAGUGGUUGGACCAGACUGCAGAGGGAGGCCCACCCAUUGUGCACUGCAGCGCCGGCGUGGGCCGCACAGGCACCCUCAUCGCCCUGGAUGUCCUACUCCGGCAGCUGGCAUAUGAAGGGGCCUUAGGGCCCUUCAACUUUGUGAAGAAGAUGAGAGAAAGCCGGCCGCUGAUGGUGCAGACCGAGGCCCAGUACGUCUUUCUGCACCAGUGCAUCCUGCGGUUCCUCCAGCAGUCAGCCCCGGCCCAGCAGCUGGCUGCUGAUGACCCCAUGGUCGACCACAUCUACGAGAACGUGGCUGCCCUGCAGGCCCUGGAAUCAGAGUCCUAGGCCACA
Ochotona princeps (American pika) is the source of this 3194-nucleotide messenger RNA. It is a transcript of the gene PTPRH, whose product is annotated as protein tyrosine phosphatase receptor type H. Bases 72 to 3188 code for a protein of 1038 amino acids. Lineage: Eukaryota; Metazoa; Chordata; Mammalia; Lagomorpha; Ochotonidae. The transcript has 19 exons. Gene Ontology annotation, molecular function: protein tyrosine phosphatase activity; protein binding. Gene Ontology annotation, biological process: protein dephosphorylation. The record is from RefSeq and is a predicted model, not a curated record.